Molecule: messenger RNA, 2522 nt
Organism: Anopheles coluzzii
Lineage: Eukaryota; Metazoa; Arthropoda; Insecta; Diptera; Culicidae
Gene: Larp7
Product: la-related protein 7
Exons: 3
Coding region: 717-2468 (583 amino acids)
Biological process (GO): RNA processing
Cellular component (GO): nucleus
Molecular function (GO): mRNA binding
Source: RefSeq, a predicted model, not a curated record
UCUUUGAUUGAUUCUUUGAUUCUUGUAUCUUAAGGACAUAUGUCCUGGACCAUCUCAUCCCCGAAACAAUCAUCGAUCGUAGAAGGCUUGAGAAGGAGAGGGAUCAAUCACGAACUUGCAGAGCCAUACGCCGGGGCAUGUCCUUGGAAUGGUAGGCUCAUAUGUCUCACCAGGUAGGUGUUCAGCGACCCUUCCAGCACGGACCAACUACAAGACCUUUCGGAGAUCUGGUACUGACCGCCAUGGACCAGAUUACCUUGAGAAUUAUGAGGAUGUCGGCACAACGAAGAGCGUAGAAUUCGCAUUGCUCUUCCUGCUGAUGGGAGUGUUGCGGAUAAGUACGUUAUUAGUAAAAUGAAAUCAAAAUUGUUGUUAUUUUUUGUAAAAUAACUUGAAAACACAUCACAUAUCACAACAUUUAACAAUAAAAUGCAAAAAUAAUUCCUUUAGGAACACACAAACACGAUUUAACACUGAAAUUAGCAGACGAAUGUAGAGAAAAUCACACCGCGGUGCUUUGAAAGCCAACUGAUUUGACCAAAUGUCAAACGUUUGUCAUCCAAUGUGCAGCACUGCCCGCCCUGACUGGCAGCACUGCUGUCGUGCUGCUGUGCGUGAAAUACUCUCACCGGCAGGAAUUGUAUAAACAUAAACAAAACCCCAAACAUACGCGGUACCGGAAAAGCGGAUCAUUUUCCACUUCGUUCUAGUUCAAUAUGGAAUCGCUGGAAAAGCCAAAUGCUGGGAAAGAGGCGGAAAAGGACAAAGCUGUGACGAAGGCAAAGGGACGCCACCGGAGCAAGCACAAGUUCAACUCGAUUCGCAAGCAGAUAGAAUUUUACUUCUCCGACGCUAACCUGACCAAAGACCGUUACAUGGGACAGCUGCUGCGGAAUGGGCCAUUCAUUCCUUUGGAAGAGUUUUUAAAGUUCAACAAAAUCAAAGCCCUCACUACGAACGUCGACGAGAUAGCGAAUGCGUUGAAAAAUUCCACCCUGCUGGAGCUUUCCGACGAUCGGGCGAAGGUGCGCCGCAAGACGGAGGUUGUGGUGAAGGCCAACAGCGAAGAGUGUACGAUCUACGUGGAAAGUUUGCCACCGAAAGCGGACCACGAUUGGGUGCGGAAUGUGUUUUCCAGCUACGGCACGGUGGCGUACGUAUCGCUGCCCAAGUUUCGAAACUCGGGCAAAAUCAAAGAGUUUGGCUUUGUGGAGUUCGACGAGGAGGCGAGUGUGCAGAAGGCGCUGAAAGCGUUCCAAACGUUUGGCGGUGUGCUGGCGUACGAAACGACGGACCCGGCCAAGAUGGCAAGCAUCAAGACGUACGAACCGGAAAAGGGAACGCAGCAGCACGGUGAAGGCUCUGGCGAAACGAAAGCCGAACAGAGUGCUGACAUGGAGAAGCCGAAUGAAUCAUCCACCGGUUCGAUGGCUGAAGACGAUGGUAACAAGCGCGAGGAGGAUGGUGAUGAACCACCAGCGAAGAGACACAAAAUCGAUCCAACGAGUGACGAGGACGAUGACACACAGGACGAUCAGCAGUCGGAUCGGGAAGCAAACGGACAGAAGGUUGAGCCAGCAAGCGAAGAAGAGUUCCAGUCGGAUCAGGAAGAGCCCGUCGGAGAGCAGGAUAACAAGGAUGGGACGGACCAAGCAAAGGGCGAUGGGCAGGAUGUGAAACAAGACACAGGAAAGAAGAAAUGCCGCCAAAGAAAGGGUUGCAGCAUCAUCAAGAAAGAGCUCCAGCUGGACGAUAAGGUUUACGAGCUCAAAAUAAUGACCAAGAAAGAAUGGCGCCGGUUGAGAAACAAGUAUCUCAACCUGCAAAAGGAAGAGGCAAAAAAGCUGAAGCGCUUGUUCCACCAAACGGACAAGCAUCAUCAUCAUCAUCAUCAGCGUGGUGGCCAUCCGAAGACGAUUGCUUCCCAUCCGAGCGGUGGAAUUGCGAUCAAAUCGAUCAAAUCCUCCCCGAGGGUAAAUUUCUACGGCGCCAUGCCGGUUGAGGAGGACGAGGAGCACGACGAGCAGGACGGUACCGGCAGCCACCUGCUUCAGCCGGAAGCGGCCGAGGAGAGUGCGGCCACGGCAAAGCGGCCGCUCUUCUCGUUCGAGCCCGGUCUGAUCGCGAGCAUAAAGUUUCGCGAACCGUGCGUCGAUGUGAAGGAUUUCCGGGCCGAGCUGAAGCAGUACCCGUACGUGAAGUAUAUUGACCUGAAGGAGGGCGACUUUGAGGCGUUUGUGCGCGUCGAUACGCCUGCGUCGGCCGUGGCGCUCGUGAAGGAGUACUGCUCGGCGGAGCACAGCGCGCAGAUACUGAGCGGCGAGCAGGAGCAGCAGUACUGGGACAAGAUGAUGCGCGACCGGGAGGACAAGCUGAACAAGCGCGUCAAGACGGAGCGCAUUCGAGGGCGUACGAAGUUAAUUCGUAAGAUAAACAGUCACAUUAAGUUUGAUGAUGACGAUGAAUAAUGGCACAAACGACCUUGAUGGGAUUAUGGCGAAAUAAAGUGAAUUUAACAGCAA